AACAACAAUCGUCCCGUGCCAGCGGUCGAGUGCGCGCAGCCGUAAACAAAUUGUGCAAUUCGACCUGUCAAAAGCGAGUACUAUCAAACGAGAGUCUCGUCUCUUACAGAGAAUAGGGACAGAAUUUGUAAACGCGAGUCAGUGCUACUACCGCUGUUGGACAGUUUUGUGAACGUGCAUAAUACGCGUGUCCCUUUAAAGGCGGAGGCAUACAGAGAGCCGAGUAUCUUCGAGAAGCUGCGUCGAGCCAUGACGACGAGCAAGACGUCGCCGCUGCUGAAGCCGCCGAGUUGAUGCCGUACUUGACGCGAGGACGAUGAUCGCUCUUGGCGGCGCCACCAAGUGCUGCUGCCGUUGCUCGUCCUGAAACUCCGCCGCUGCCGCCGGUUCGACAUUUCGGAGCACCGACACAUACAUCACGAGUUCAUAUAGCUACCAUAUAGCUAUAUAUAGUACGUAGCACACAGAGGGGAUUACGUAGCUUGUACAUAGGAGCGCGUGACUGUGUAUGUGUGCGUAUAAUAGCGGUAGCAGCAGUAGCGGUGGCGGAUAGGCGCCUGUUGGUGUGUACGCGUAGGCGCGCGCUCUAUACACGUAUACUGGCCUGUGAGCCAGACACAUCGACACGCGAAUUUAUGUACGCACACACACAUACAUGCUCAGCGCACGAGACGCCAUAUUGCCCGUAACUCCUCCUCGUCGUCGUCGUCGUCGUCUUGGCCGUCUUCGCUGCAGCAAAACAGCACGCAACACUAUGUUGCUCGAGUGAUACGUGAUCGAGCUUCAUAACCCAACGUCGAAAAAAAAAUCCGGUCGUAGGAUGCACAGUGAUCAGUGAAUGCCGAGUGCAGUGCGUGUGUGCGGGCGUGUAUAUACACGGUGUAGCGCCGAAAGUGCAGCUCAACUUCUGCUGCUGCUGUCCAUCUGUCUGUCUCGCUCUCUCGCUCGUACGUCUCUCUUCCUUCGUCGUAUGUUUAUUGCGGUAAAAUCGCAUAAGGCAGCGGUAGCAGCGAGUUUUCGCGAUCAUGGAGGAAAAUAACAAACUGCAAGAGAAUCAGGAUCAGCCGCAGCAGCAGCAGCAGCACAACAAUGCCACACUGCAGCAGCAGCACGAGACGUCUUCGGCCAAGGAGACCAAGAUCAUCUAUCACAUCGACGACGAGGAGACGCCCUAUCUCGUCAAAGUCAGCUGCCCGCCCGAGAGCGUCACCCUGGCUGAUUUCAAGAACGUCCUCAAUCGGCCCAAUUACAAGUACUUUUUUAAAUCCAUGGACGAUGAUUUUGGCGUUGUCAAAGAAGAAAUCGUAGACGACGACGCGCAUCUUCCAUGCUUCAACGGCCGAGUGGUGUCAUGGCUCGUCCUGGCCGAAGGCAGCAAUCAGUCGGACGGGGCCUCGCAAUGUACAGACACGGCACCGCAGCAAGAUCACCCGAAAGGGCCUCAUCAUCACGACAAGGUCGAUCACGUUACGCCGGGCCACACGACGCGGCCGCCCCUUCCCCCUCUGUCGCACGACGACACCCUGACCGAGACCGAGAGCAUCAUGAGCAGCAGGCAUCACGGCCAGCACCUGCACAAAUCGGCUAGGCAUCACGCUGACAAAUACGAGAAAUACAACAAAUACAACGGCCUGCGCAUUAAUGGCCAUUCGAAACAUCGCUCAGCGAUGGGUUACGAGUCGGCUUCGAUUUUGAGCUCCGAUUUGGAAACGACGACGUUCUUGGAGUCGGACGACGACGCGAGCAGCCGCAUCACCUCGACCACUGGCAGACACACGAUGAGCAGUGCGAUAGACCGUCAGACGAUGGACAGACAGCGUCGGACACAGAGACGUCGGCGCCACAGGCUGCCCCCGAUGUCGCGGACCUCUUCCUUCAGCAGCAUUACCGACAGCACCAUGUCCUUGAACAUAAUCACUGUGUCGCUCAAUAUGGACACGGUCAACUUUUUGGGUAUCAGCAUAGUCGGGCAGAGCAAUAAAGGGGGCGAUGGUGGCAUCUACGUCGGGUCUAUCAUGAAAGGAGGAGCCGUUGCCUUAGAUGGUCGCAUUGAACCUGGUGAUAUGAUUCUACAAGUUAACGAUAUCAACUUUGAGAACAUGUCGAACGACGAAGCAGUUCGAGUUUUGCGAGAAGUCGUUCAAAAACCAGGGCCGAUUAAAUUGGUAGUGGCCAAAUGCUGGGAUCCGAAUCCAAAAGGCUACUUUACGAUACCGCGCACCGAACCCGUACGCCCGAUUGAUCCAGGCGCUUGGGUCGCUCAUACGGCGGCUAUAAGAGGGGAAGGUUUUCCACCGAGGCCACCGAGUGCCACGACCAUCACUUCGACGUCGAGCAGUUUGGCCAGCACCUUGCCCGACGCAGAACUACUCAAUCUAUUUUCAGGGCCGUUCGAUGAACAAGACUUGUCGAUCAACUCUGACAUGACGACGAUCGUGAGAGCCAUGGCCCGGCCGGACUCGGGUCUUGAGGUCCGUGAUCGCUUGUGGCUCAAGAUUACAAUACCCAAUGCCUUCAUCGGUGCCGACGUUGUUGAUUGGCUAAACAAAAACGUUAAAGGCUUCAUCGACAGGCGAGAUGCGCGCAAAUAUGCAUCUCUGAUGUUGAAAGCUGGCUUAAUCAGACACACAGUAAACAAGAUAACAUUCUCGGAGCAGUGCUAUUAUAUAUUCGGGGACUUGAUCUCGGCGAUGAGCAACAUGAAGCUAGACUGCGAUCAAGUCGGCCCGUUGCCACCGCCAAGCUCUUGGGAUAUGCCUUACUCGGGGACUUACGCUCCUCACGCAGCCACGGGAUACAGCCCUAUGCCUUUCAACUUCACUAACGAGCCAACUAUCUACGGCUAUCAGCGCGAGGAGAGCCUGCACAGUGGUUCAGAACUGCAGCUGCCGAUGGUACCGGCCAUGCCGACGAUAGCCAAGAGCACGGCGACGACCCUCACAACGACCGGCGGCAGCGGCGGUAGCAACGGCAAGCGAUCCAGCGGCAGCCGUAGCCGUAGCAGCGGUUCCGAGCAGUCGGUCCGUACGGGCACCGGCUCCGGCAAUACCAAUCAGACGCAGAUAGCCCUGCAUCCACAGCAGCCGCAGCCUCAGCAGCCCCUUCAGCAGCAGCAGCAGCAGCUUCAGAACCAGGGACAGCAGCAGCAGCAGAACCAGCAAGAGCUAUCUGACGAAGAGGAUAUACUGGAGUAUCACUUCUUGCACAAGUAAAGCAGCGACGAGUUGACAGGCCGACGCACUGCGAAAAGCGGCGAAGCACAAAGUAUGUCGAUGCACCACAUCGAUCCAUCUUCCAACCCUCAUGGCAAUUCACGAUUUUUUCUACGACAAUUUGUCGCCCUCGUGUCCGAGUGCGAUGGAAAUUUUUUAUUCAUAUACACGGGCUUCUGAAAGAUGCGAUUUUAAAGUUUUGGACGCGCAAACGAUCAAACUCGUGGAAAAAACUGCGAGGGAUUUAUUGAUCGUAGGUACGCGGUAAAUGUGCAUUAUAAAUACGAAUGCAACGAUUUAUUAUAAUACAGAAAAAAACAUUUUUGUGGGGGGGAGAAUUUGCAGUGAUGUAAAGUCUGCGGCAAAUUGAAAAUCAAUACGAUGACCAUGUCAAUGUAUAACAAUGAAUUUUUUUAAAUAGCGACGACAGUUAUAGUGAUAAAUAACACGUGAUCCCCUUGAUAUAAUACAGGCUGAAAUUAAUAAAGAGGGUAAUUUACAAUAUAAUAUGUAUGCAUUUCUUCAGGAGUUAACACAUUUAAGUAUAUGCACGCGUUAUUGCGUAACAAUUAUUGUAUUAUAAUGUUCGAGGAACAAAAAAUUUUACGAGUAGGAGCCUUAAAAAUCUGGGUCUAUCCCGAAACUAUGAUUCAUCGUACAUUGCUUCAUCGAGAAGUAAUUCAAGAUGGCAUAAUUUUGAGUUACGAUUCUAUUAUAUAUGUGUAUAAUACAGUCAUAACGUUGAAAUUUGUACUAAAUCUGAGAGAAUAAAAAUUAAUAUCGAUACGUCUAUUGCUUAUAAAAUGGUGGCAUUCUGAUACGAUGUAUCAUAAUUUUGGAAUAAUCCCUCGUAUGCACGCGAGACUCUUCGAUGCGGAAUGUGCUUAUUAUAUGAACCCAAUUUUUUAAUCGUGCAAGUGUGACAAUCGUCAUUGCGAGGACUGCACAGAUAUGUACAAAGGUAUUCGUACCCAACUUUUGAUAUGAAAACAAAAAAGUAAAAAUAAUUAAAUCGAAUGCAUUUUUUAUCAAAAUGUCAUUUUUUUGUAAUUAAAAUAUACAAUUGUGAGAAUGUUUUUUUUUCUACUUAACAGGGAUGAAAAUUCAAGAUGAUUAAGAUAUUAUACAAACAUAUACAUAGUAGUUCGUAAGAAUCAUGUUAAGUAAAGUUGAAAUGCGAUCAAAAUUUCAAUACUCACAAACAAAUAAACAUAAAAGUCUGUGCCAAAAAAGUGAAAGUCCCGAUUGCGCGUACAGUAAUAUGUAUUCUCAAAAAAAUCGCACAAGUCUGAUUUAAUAAAGAGUAAUAGACUUCACAUUUCAAUAUGUACAGCGGAAUAAUUAUCAAAUGUAUGUAAGAAGGAAAACAAAUUGUACGAAUUUUUUUGGUCGGAGGCAAUUUUUAUUGUUGCCAACGAUUUUAUAUUCUAGUGAGAUCAAUAAAUCUGAUGUAUUAUAAAAUAUAAUAUAUCAGUAAACAA
Messenger RNA from Trichogramma pretiosum, 4693 nucleotides. RefSeq names its product segment polarity protein dishevelled homolog DVL-3 (gene dsh). Gene Ontology annotation, molecular function: frizzled binding. The transcript has 10 exons. The record is from RefSeq and is a predicted model, not a curated record. Lineage: Eukaryota; Metazoa; Arthropoda; Insecta; Hymenoptera; Trichogrammatidae. Gene Ontology annotation, biological process: canonical Wnt signaling pathway; intracellular signal transduction. Bases 1026 to 3212 code for a protein of 728 amino acids. Gene Ontology annotation, cellular component: cytosol.